This is a messenger RNA of Lingula anatina, 759 nucleotides long. Its product is annotated as kinesin-like protein KIF6. Lineage: Eukaryota; Metazoa; Brachiopoda; Lingulata; Lingulida; Lingulidae. Gene Ontology annotation, molecular function: microtubule binding; ATP binding; microtubule motor activity. Gene Ontology annotation, biological process: microtubule-based movement. The record is from RefSeq and is a predicted model, not a curated record.
GUAUGGCGGUCGUGGUUGUCAACAAAUGCGAUUAUUGGUCACAUUUUGUCGAAUUAUGGCUGUAAAAAACUGUCUAAUGGACAACUAGUCGAGUUAUUGAAUCUUUAAACGAAUUCGUCAAGAAAGAUGGUGAAACAGACGAUCCAGAUCUUUCUACGCGUCAAACCGACAAGGGCUAAGACCGGGCCUUAUGAAAUAGAUGAAGAUGACGGUGGGAAUCCUAGAAUCACCUUUACGGUACCUAGAGAUCUUGCAGGUGGUUUCAUAAACAACAAGAAAGAGCAGUACAAGUUCAGAUUUCAGAGGUUGUUUGAUCAACCUACCAAACAAGAAGAAGUAUUUGAAAAUGUGGCCAGACCAGUCAUAGACAAUGUUCUUGAAGGCUACAAUGGAACUAUUUUUGCCUAUGGACAGACUGGGAGUGGCAAGACAUUUACAAUAACUGGUGGUGCUGAGAGAUAUGCAGACAGAGGCAUAAUACCAAGGUCUUUGUCAUAUAUCUUUGAACAAUUUGAAAAGAAUCCAGGCUUUGAACAUUCCACUCAUAUCUCAUACCUUGAGAUCUACAAUGAGAACGGAUAUGAUCUGCUGGAUCCCAAACAUGAAGUGGCUAAACUAGAAGAUCUUCCCAAAGUGAGUCUGAUGGAGGAUUCUGAUCAAAAUGUUCACCUGAAGAACCUGUCCACUCACACAGCUGGUAAUGAGGAGGAGGCCCUCAACUUGCUGUUUUUAGGAGACACCAACAGGAUGAUAGCUGAG